AGAAGCAGUGCGUAUGAAAUAAGUGUCGUGUGCAUACACAAGCCACGCCCACUUGGUUGCUGCAACGCAGUUGUUUUGUGAAUUAAUUUGAAUUUGAACAAGAUAAUUUUUAAGGACAACAGCUGGCAAGGAUGGAUAUAUCUGGCAUGAGUCCAACUCGUAGUUUCAACAACCCUGACUCUGCAAGAGGGGAGGACUACCACCCGCAAGAUGGGCCUAUUAAGAUCCAGAAUCCUCACAUAGCGACCAUGGAAGAAGACUAUCUCUACCAUAUUGCUCUUGGUGACAAGACACAUGACCUUCAUGAGAUGUUCAAUGAUGUCAAGUUUGUAUGCUUUGGAGGCUCACCGACCAGAAUGCUGAAGUUUGCAGAAUUUAUGAAGGAGCAGCUUCGUAUCAAAAUACCUGCCGGGAUGACACUAUACAACAUCGCCAAUGGGUCUGACAGAUAUGUCAUCUACAAGACAGGGCCAGUGUUGUCUGUUAGUCAUGGUAUAGGCAUCCCGUCGCUCUCCAUCAUCAUGCAUGAGAUACUGAAGCUGCUGCAGCAUGCUGAGUGUUCCGGGGUGACGCUGUUCCGCAUCGGCACCAGCGGAGGGCUCGGUCUGGAAGCAGGGUCCGUUGUGAUCACUAGUGAGGCUGUCGAUGGCAACCUCAGGCAAUACAUGGAGGUGGCAAUCAUGGGCAUGGUGGUUAAGCUUCCUUCCUUCCUGGACAAGGAACUGUGUCAGGAGCUGCUGGCCAUGGCGUCGGAGGACGACCAUUUCCAGACCAUCAUCGGAAAGACCAUGUGCACGCAUGACUUCUAUGAAGGUCAAGCUCGUCUGGACGGAGCGUUCUGUGACUACACCCAGGCAGACAAGAUGGCGUUCCUCAGACGUAUCCAUGACAAGGGUAUCCGCAAUAUUGAGAUGGAGUCGCUCUGCUUUGCUGCCUACUGCCACAGGGCAAACAUAAGAGGUGCUGUGAUUUGUGUGACACUGCUGGACAGCCUGAACGGAGACCAGAUCACCACGCCCCACAACGUCAUGGAGGAAUGGAACAACCGGCCCCAGCAGGUUGUAGCCAGACUCAUCAAGAAGAAACUUGGCAUCAGUGAUGAGUGACACUCUAUAAGACCAAGUUACUAUUUAGUGUUGGAUAAUUCUCCUCUACAGGGAGAGGAGGUGCUUUUCAGAUCAGGGCCUCGAUCCACAAAGCGAUCAUAGCACUAGCACUCCCCUGCUUACAACAGUAGUAGCACUAAUCUCGCUUUGUGGAAGAACAUAAUUUCCAAUCUUGCCUCAAAGUGGUUGAAGCAUGGGAUAAAUAAACUUUUUGGUGAAGUUCAGGGAGACCGAUGAACACAAUUCUUUAACAAUCCAUUACUUGGAGAGAUAUAAACAUUUUUAAUGAAACUAUAAUAAUAAUAAUAAUUCAGCUCCCAUCAUCUCCCUUUUGAAAAUGUCUGAAAAUAACAGUUAUUUUGGUGUGUCUCAUUACAUGCCACAUUUCCGGUGCAUUAUUACUUGUAUUUGCCUAUGUGUAAGGAGUGCUUUAUACUAUAUGUAGUAUUAUAUAUGUGUAGUUGUGAUUCGUCACAAUCCACGAUUGUUGGCCGGAAAAACGAUAAUAUUUUUCGGAGUAUUUUUAGAAAAUCUUUGAUUAUAUUUUUACAUGGAAGAUGAUUUUUUCCGAGGACUACUGAUUUUAAAAAUGUGAUUUUCACAUCCCUGAUACAUGUGCAAUGACCACAUACUGUUGGCUUUUCCUAUUCCUAUUCAAUUUGCUUAGUCUCAAACACAUCGUGUUUGCUUCCCGCCAAAACUCUACAGCAAAUGAAUUUUUUGGGUAUGAAACCAGGCUAUAAUUUAGGAGUAUGCAUUUAUCAUCAGCUGAAUUGGUCUAUUUUGCUAUUUUCAAAUAUUUUGAUUUCUCGUGUUUCACACUUUGCAUCGAGUCUCCAAUGAUGGCAGCUGGCAAUUUAAUCAACUAAAAUAUUGACAUUCAAAUUUACUGUUCGCCAGCAGUGUCUUUCCAUGCAUACUGUUAUUCUGUCACUAUCUGCAACAGCUGUCCAUAUUUUGUAUUUUGUCAAUUCACAAAUUCUUGUCAACAGAUAUUGGUGUCAGACAUUUCAUUAUGUUGCAUAUAAUCAGACUCUGUACUAGUAUUUUUUGCUGUUAUUGUUUUUCGGAUUUGCAAACCGGUACUAUUUAGUGUUGGAUAAUUCUCCUCUACAGGGAGAGGAGGUGCUUUUCAGAUCAGGGCCUCGAUCCACAAAGCGAUCAUAGCACUAGCACUCCCCUGCUUACAACAGUAGUAGCACUAAUCUCGCUUUGUGGAAGAACAUAAUUUCCAAUCUUGCCUCAAAGUGGUUGAAGCAUGGGAUAAAUAAACUUUUUGGUGAAGUUCAGGGAGACCGAUGAACACAAUUCUUUAACAAUCCAUUACUUGGAGAGAUAUAAACAUUUUUAAUGAAACUAUAAUAAUAAUAAUAAUUCAGCUCCCAUCAUCUCCCUUUUGAAAAUGUCUGAAAAUAACGGUUAUUUUUGUGUGUCUCAUUACAUGCCACAUUUCCGGUGCAUUAUUACUUGUAUUUGCCUGUGUGUAAGGAAUGCUUUAUACUAUAUGUAGUAUUAUAUAUGUGUAGUUGUGAUUCGUCACAAUCCACGAUUGUUGGCCGGAAACACGAUAAUAUUUUUCGGAGUAUUUUUAGAAAAUCUUUGAUUAUAUUUUUACAUGGAAGAUGAUUUUUUCCGAGGACUACUGAUUUUAAAAAUGUGAUUUUCACAUCCCUGAUACAUGUGCAAUGACCACAUACUGUUGGCUUUUCCUAUUCCUAUUCAAUUUGCUUAGUCUCAAACACAUCGUGUUUGCUUCCCGCCAAAACUCUAUCUGAAAGUGUAACAGGUUUGUUUCAGGUUCAGUAUUGUAAUUACAAGGGUAUUAUUCACUCCAGGCUUUGCUAAAAACCACUCUAUAAUUUGCAUCAUAACCUUCUGAAACUAGCUCUCUGCUGCUGUAUUACAGUCUGUACAAAAGCUAGGGAUGUUUAUCUUCAUUUAUCCAGUAUAUUAUAUCGCCUAUUAUGAUAAAUACCCUGGACCCAUACACUUCCAUGGCUUUGAUUUGAGCUUGAUUUGAAUGGUGUGCCUCUAAAAAAAAACCAUCAAAUAAAAUAUCUCUCUUAA
Molecule: messenger RNA, 3173 nt
Organism: Haliotis rufescens (red abalone)
Lineage: Eukaryota; Metazoa; Mollusca; Gastropoda; Lepetellida; Haliotidae
Product: uridine phosphorylase 1-like
Exons: 9
Coding region: 132-1106 (324 amino acids)
Biological process (GO): uridine catabolic process; nucleotide catabolic process
Cellular component (GO): cytosol; cytoplasm
Molecular function (GO): uridine phosphorylase activity
Source: RefSeq, a predicted model, not a curated record